Molecule: messenger RNA, 1769 nt
Organism: Corythoichthys intestinalis (scribbled pipefish)
Lineage: Eukaryota; Metazoa; Chordata; Actinopteri; Syngnathiformes; Syngnathidae
Gene: paip2b
Product: poly(A) binding protein interacting protein 2B
Exons: 4
Coding region: 179-592 (137 amino acids)
Biological process (GO): negative regulation of translational initiation
Cellular component (GO): cytoplasm
Molecular function (GO): mRNA regulatory element binding translation repressor activity
Source: RefSeq, a predicted model, not a curated record
GACGCACACGCACAGGUAUCACGUGAUCUUCCCCCAGAUCGCUCACGUAGCAAGGCGGCUAACGAGAUUUAGCCGACUGGUGCACCAUCGCAAAUCCCGACGGACGCACUCCGCGACGCUCAGCGACAAAUCCGACGUUUGUGUCACGUCUCGCUUGGAAUUGGACUUUAAAAGCGCGAUGCCAGAGCCGGCCGAGAUGAGCGGUCCCGAGGUGGCCAAGACACCGGGAGGAGGCGCUCCAGGGAAGGAGGGUAAGGAGCCAGUGGCCAACGGGCACGCGGGCGACAACAAUGACGCCAACCCUUUUGCUGAAUACAUGUGGAUGGAGAAUGAAGAGGAGUAUAACAGACAGGUGGAAGAGGAGCUGCUGGAGCAAGAGUUCUUGGACCGCUGCUUCCAAGAAAUGCUGGAAGAAGAAGACCAGCACUGGUUCAUCCCAUCGCGUGAUCUCAACAACCAGGGGGUGGAGCAACUGCAGCAGCAACUCAACGGCCUGUCCGUCAACGAACACCACAACAAUCUGGAGGAAGUGGCGAGGAAGAGCAUUUUGAAUCCCGAGGCAAAGGAGUUCGUCCCAGGGAAGAAAUACUAGGAGUCCCCCUCACCCCCGUGGAGCCUACACGCAGUCCUCACAUAUUCUCAAAGACUCUGGUGGCGAUGAGUGAGCACACUGAUUCUCAUACACACAUGAACACACACACACACACACUUGAAGAACCACUGUGUGGGGAGGCCCAGUCGGGGGGUGGGGGGAUGACUUUUUCAGUUUGUUUGUUUGUUUUUCCCUUUUUAUUUCCUGUUUGUUUCUUGUAAAAGGGGGCGGGGUGUAACAUGUCCAGCCCUUACGCGGGCACUAGUGCAUCGCUGUGAAUACACAGAGGCUCCACUAAGCACACGGACCCCCACGGAUGUCUCUUGAGAAUAAGAGGCAGCUACCAGAGUGAUGGCACACUCAACAACUUGAAUCCCCCGCUCCUCCCAAAGUGUAAAAAUAAAGUUGAAUUGACAUUAGGUGUAAAAUUGGGGUUUAAAAGCCAUGUGAUUGUAGGUUUCCAUACCAGUCAGGUGACUUCUACUUGUACUUCCGGGGGACUCCGUGGGCGUCUCGUCGCUCUGUUCAGCCAUCACGAGCCGAUCCGUUCACGCCUGCGACGCCGCGAGGAGCUCCUCGCGACAUGGCAGACAGCAAAAUGACGGGGUCAAAAUCCCGAUAUGUAUCCAGACUCGCAUCGAUUUUUGAAAUAGUUUCUCCUCCAGUUUGCGUUUUAUCCUCAUCUGAGGACGGCGACGUUUUGUGUCUACUGCUCGGUCCUGUAACGUAGGGAGGAGAUUUGUAGGGGUGUUUUGUCACCGUCACUGGCCGCCUGGUUUAAAAGCUGCGAGCCCCGCGUGGCCUCUUGUACGAUCUGUUUUGAAUGAGGAAGUUAUUCUCUCGAGCCUGUUACAUUGCAAGUCAUAGGAAGAAGCUGAAUAGGAAAAAAAGUGUUCUCAAGUUCUCAAGCUAUUUUUUUUUUUUUGUGUCUGCAUAAAUGUGACUAAGCGGUAAAAACAUUUCACUUUGAUAGUAUCAGUCAUGUCUCGAGUCAAAAAACUUCCUCACGCAGCAGAGCUAAUGGGAAUGUUCGCCAGGCGGAUUGUGCAACGUCGAGAUCAUUGAUGGUGAAUUUUGUUUUGAAGUAGUCGACAGAAGCCGUUAAAAAGUAAAGAGGUCCAAAGACACACAGAGUAUGAAUUUCAAUUAAAAUAACAAAUAAAGAUGCUAAAGACAA